This is a messenger RNA of Hippoglossus stenolepis (Pacific halibut), 5562 nucleotides long. It is a transcript of the gene slc24a2b, whose product is annotated as solute carrier family 24 member 2. The transcript has 13 exons. The record is from RefSeq and is a predicted model, not a curated record. Gene Ontology annotation, cellular component: membrane. Gene Ontology annotation, molecular function: calcium channel activity; calcium, potassium:sodium antiporter activity. NCBI's taxonomy places the organism in Eukaryota, Metazoa, Chordata, Actinopteri, Pleuronectiformes, Pleuronectidae. Gene Ontology annotation, biological process: intracellular calcium ion homeostasis; long-term synaptic potentiation; long-term synaptic depression. The coding region runs from base 421 to 2433 and encodes 670 amino acids.
UCAGCUGCUGAUCUGAUGCAUUGGAGCUCCACCUCUGCUGAGGAAAAUCUCACAGAGGAUUUACUGCUCAGACCUUCACACUGGACACUGAGCCCUCAGGACCUUACUCCUCCGGGAUUCAGUUUUAGUGGAAUAUUUCCCUCGGGAGACUCUGGACCUGAACACCUGCUGGAGUCCGUCCUGCCUGAACGGGAAACAUCCAAGAGUGUGACUAAUAUGUGGAAGCCUUUGAAUGGGCUAGAUCCAGGAAUCAGAGUGCGGCGCUUCCAUUGCGUUUAGACCGGGGAGCAGCAUGCAAACAAACCGGUGAACCGCCGUGGCCUGUUAAACCCCCACCCUCAUAGCCACCAGCACCACCAACCCAGCUUUAGGGGCGACUCCAGACACUUCCACUCUGCCUGACGAUUUGCACCAAACGCCAUGGAUUUCACGCUACCCAUAAGAAGUCAAGACAGGAAGUCUUCCUCCAGCUCUCCUCUUCUGGGCCCUCGCAGCAGCUGCAGAAGGCAACACUACCAGAGCGUCAAGAGAAAGCUGCGGCCUGGACGGAUCUUUGGCUUCAUCCUCAGCCUGGUGGUGGUCAGCAUAGUGGGUUCAUGGAGUGCCUUUUCGCUGGCCACGAUGGUGGCCACAGAGCUGGGACCAGAUGCCGAGGGCUCAGCAGAGGCAGCAGUGCCCCACAGAACUCUUCUACAAUACAACAACCUCUCAGCAGCACAAGACGACACACCGGUGGCCAUGCGAUCAUCUGAGAUAGAGAUGAAUCACGGAGACUACCCAACGGACUACUUCACCGUGGAGGAUAGACGUCAGGGCUUUGUGGCGUUUCAUAUGUUUGGUAUGCUCUACAUGUUCAUAGCCUUAGCCAUCGUCUGCGAUGAGUUUUUUGUACCUGCACUAACUGUCAUCACAGAGAAGCUGGAGAUCUCUGAUGAUGUCGCAGGAGCCACCUUCAUGGCUGCAGGCGGCUCAGCCCCAGAACUCUUCACCUCUGUCAUUGGAGUCUUUGUCUCCCACAGUAAUGUAGGUAUCGGCACCAUCGUGGGCUCCGCUGUAUUCAACAUCCUGUUUGUGAUCGGGAUGUGCGCCCUGUUCUCCAAAGAGGUGUUGAACCUCACCUGGUGGCCUCUGUUCAGAGACGUCUCCUUCUAUAUCAUUGGCCUGCUCAUGCUCAUCUAUUUCUUUCUGGAUAAUCAAAUUGUGGUGGGGGAAAGUAUCAGCCUGCUGAUGUGCUACUCCUGCUAUGUGACAUUCAUGAAGUUCAAUGGCAAAGUAGAAAGGUUCAUCAAGAGCCUGCUGGGCAGCAACCAGGUGGACGAGCUGGAGAGUGCACCCAAGUUGGAGUCAGAUCUGUUGCUCUCUGAUGUUGUAAUCUCGUACGGCUCUCAGUGGUGCAAUCAACAGCAACACAAACUGGAGACAGAGUCAGAAAAGGAGGCUGCACCAGUAGAUGAUGAGAACAAGCUGAUGGCAAAGCCCCGGCUGCAGAGGGAGGGCAGCUGUGCUUCUCUACACAACUCACUGAUGAGAAACAGCAUCUUCCAGCUCAUGAUCCACACCCUGGACCCGCUGAGUGAUGAAGGUAUGGGACCUUUCAAAGAGAAAGCGUCGAUUCUUCACAAAAUGGCGAAGCAGAAGUGUAAAGACGACGCUAUCAAUGCCAACGGUGUAGGAGUCCUGCCCCAGGCACAACCUUCAAGAAGUGCAAUGUCUGAUAAAAACAUCCCCAACAGUUCAAACGUGGCAGUGGAAGUGACGCCACCCAUGAACGGUGUCGCGGGAGGGGACGAGGAUGAGGAAGAGGAAGAUGAAGACCAGCCUCUGAGUCUGGCCUGGCCUGACACCAACAGGAAAAGACUCACUUACCUCGUUAUUCUGCCCAUUGUCCUUCCACUGUGGCUCACACUGCCCGACGUCAGGAGAGAGAGCUCGGCAAGGUUCUUCCCCGUCACUUUCAUCGGCUCCAUUUCUUGGAUUGCUUUCUUCUCCUACCUGAUGGUGUGGUGGGCUCACCAGGUUGGAGAAACGUUCUGGAUCACAGAGGAGAUCAUGGGUCUGACCAUAUUAGCAGCUGGCACUUCAAUCCCCGACCUGAUCACCAGUGUAAUUGUGGCGAGAAAAGGCCUCGGUGACAUGGCCGUGUCCAGCUCUGUGGGCUCCAACAUCUUUGACAUCACUGUGGGCCUGCCAUUCCCCUGGCUUGUCUACAACAUCAUCAACGACUUCAAGCCGGUAGAGGUGAGCAGCAACGGCUUGUUCUGCGCCAUCGUCCUCCUCUUCAUCAUGCUCCUCUUCGUCAUCAUCUCCAUCGCGUCUUGCAAGUGGAGAAUGAGCAAGAUCCUGGGCCUUUUCAUGUUCGUGCUCUACUUCGUGUUCCUCAUCGUCAGUGUCAUGCUGGAGGACAAGAUCAUCACCUGUCCUGUCACCGUCUGAGUGAGCAACCGAGUCUCAGAAGGCUGAAAUUAAACCGAAAUAUGCUCAUGUGCACCAACAUUGACUGAAACUCCUGUCAGUCUCACAUAUACACACAGUAGAAGACUGGAUACACACAUACACACACACACAUACACACAUUGGCAUCCACACGCUCAGUGUCAAGCUGUACCUGCACACACACAUGAAGCAAACAGGUAAACACGCACAGGUUGUUUCCAGUGUUUCAGGACUGCAUCACAGCCUUCCAGGAGUGGCAGAGAAGCCAGUCCUCGGUGAAUGGACUUCUGCCACCCGAUAGGAGAGCCUCCACCCAGUGACGAGUGAAUUGAACAACACCCAGGAUGGACAUUUUAAUCAAAGAGCAUCAGAUAUAUUUAUAUAUAUUCUUUUUAUUUAUUUUUUAAACCAAAGGACUGUGUGGUAGUGUAAGAAGUACAUCCACCACUCAUGCUAGCAGCCAUGGUGAGCAUAUAAACUGAUUUCUUGUUUGUUUGUGGAGCUUUGGAGAGAUCCCGUGUGUCAAACUGGGGAAAUGUGAAAGCUGCUGAACAGACCUUUAUAUUUAACUGUGUCCCUUCCACCAUAUGUAUAUGGGUUUGCAAUGUCAUCAGAAAAGAAAUGUUCAGUGUUGCUGAUUUGAGUGUUUUGCAUUCCAGGGCAUAUGUGGCAGAAAUUUUUACUUUAUUUCCAGUUCAUCCAGAUGUAUAAUAGAACACAUUAAAUACUAAGUAGUUACAUUAUAGUGUACACUAAUAGCAUGGACUAAACUGGGUAAGGUUUUAUCAUGCUCAAUAUUUAUAUCCAAACUAUCUCAUUUGGGGUUUCAUAUUCAUAAGCUUGUAAGUGUGACUUUUUCAGAUCUGUCUUUUUUCUGUCUGCCUUUACAUGCACCACUUUAGAGCGAGCGAGUACUUCAUUAUCGGGACUAAAACUGGACAAUUUUGGUGCAUGGAAAUGCCACGAGUGGGGAAAAAAGCGCUCAUUGCCACAUCUGCAUCCCAGUAAGUGAUGGGAUGCAGUCGGGAUAACAAAUGGUGGGGUAAAGAUUAGUGUUCUCUGUUGUAUUUUACUUUUUUCUUUUUGAAUGUAUGUAUUUAUAAAAGGAGUGUUCAAUAUCAACAGGUAUCACCGGCUUUUUGUGAUGUUUUGAUCUAAACAACUCAUGCCAUGUACUGUAUAAUGUGUGUAUAUAUGUAUAAAUAUAUAUAUAUAUCUACACAAAAAAAUAUUGAUAUCAUUUCCAUAUGUAUAUAUUGAUAUCAUUUCCGUAUAUAUAUGAAGAUGACAACAAUAUUUUUAUCUUGGACAUUUUUCCACUGCUGUAGGCCUUUUGUACUCAGGCCUAAUGUGGGGCUGUCACCGCAAUGUUCUCACACCACUUUCUUGUGUUUGCUUUAUGAUAUACAGUGGGAAAUCUUAGACUAAAAUUCUAAUAAGCAAUGUCAAGUAGGCCCAUAUAAUAAUUCUAAAAUGAAACACUGCUGAAGAGAUUGUGACACUUGAGUAAUUUGGCACAAACUCUGUUUUCCUUGAAUUCCUUUCUGUUAGGUUUGGUAAACUAGUGCAAUAGCACUGAACAAAAUGCGUCUGGAGGGUCCUGCUGUAGUAGACAAUUAUCCAUGAGAAAACACUAUUUCCAUUCAAAUGUUGCAGAUAUAAGAGUGUAAUGCAACUACUCCUACGAAGCUGCAAAAAGAUUAAACAAACUAAGAAUAAAGACGUCUAAAAAGUCAAAAAAAUUGGUUUCCGUUAUUGCGUUUUUUCCCCUGAUUUUGAGAAUCUUAGGUCAUUUUAUUUUCAAAUUAAAAUAGAUUCCCAUUCUAUCUUCUUUAAUGAGUCAAACUGCCUGUAAAAACAGGUGGAACAAAACAUACUUCUAAUGUGAAAGAGAUAUUAGUGACAUGACAACAAACCAAAUGUCUACAUUUACAUUUGUAACAUUACAGCUGCACCAGGUUCUGAACUGCCCGACUGGCCUCUUACAAGCUACAACAGGCCAUGAAACAUUUAUUUCACCAUCCUGAUCAUCUCAAACAUCUCAAAUACAAAAACGUGACCUGCUGAUGAUCAGCGGACAGCAUAUGUUUGAAAAGUUCAAGCUUUGGUUUGCCAACUAUUUUAAAGGACAUGUGAAUAUAUGAUUGAUUUUGCUUCUGUCACAUUCUUACUUUGUCAACUAAAUGGAACCAAAUGAGGGUGACACUUUGUUUUCGCAGCAUUGUUUAAUGUGCUCCAUCAGUUCUGGAAAAAUGUAUUUUUGUAAACUUGCCACUUAACAUCCUUCUCUACUUUUUUUUUUUUUACAGUAAAGUUAGGAAAUGUUAAAUUGUUUCAGUGCAACCUCGAGACAUCGUAGAAUAUAAAUGAAUACGGAAGCUGGUGUUCUGAGCGGUUAGCUAACUUUGCCUAGGAUACCAUGUUUACUAACCUAAGAGGUAAACAGCUAGCAUACAGAAUGGAAACCCUCCUUUUUUCUCAGGUAUUCAUUUGCACUGAAUUUGCGUUUUCUUUUUAACAUGGACAUAUUUCCUUGUAGAUAAUCUGGAUUUAAGCCUCUUUCAUCAGUUAUAGUACCAAGGGAUUAAAAAUCACAUUGCGUCAUUAUGCUAUCCCAACUAUUCUUUUACAUUUUUAUGUUUUAAUAAAUUGCAAUAUAUUUUGUCCAAAUGAAUAUGUUUAUAAAUGUCUGUCCAUAAAACUAUACCGAAUUUCACAAUCAUAAAGUGUAUGUAUAAAAGAUUUGUAAAGUGUAAUGCAAAAACUGCAUAAGCUCCAGUAUGUAAUGAUGUCAGAUGGUAGAUUUCAAAGCCAAGCACAAUUAUCCAUCUUCUUAUUUAGCCUGUCUAUGCAGUAUAAUUUCUAAAUCGUUCUUGUUUUGAUGCAUCAUCUGAAUGUGAGAAAUGAAUGUAUGAAUGAAUGCUUUUAGGAAAUAUCCAUAAGAAUUCAUCCUCAGCCAGUUUGGAUACCUUGACAAAUGGUAAAAUGAUUUUGUACUUCCUGUACACGAUAUGCAAACAUGGAAUCAUAUUCAUGUACUACUUGAAUCAUGUAUUAUGCUGUACAAAACAUAUAUCGUUCAACUGUGUAUCAAGUGUUAUAUGAUCAAAUAAACCAAACUCAAAUUUU